This is a messenger RNA of Oryzias melastigma (Indian medaka), 7720 nucleotides long. Its product is annotated as nucleoprotein TPR. The transcript has 55 exons. The record is from RefSeq and is a predicted model, not a curated record. Lineage: Eukaryota; Metazoa; Chordata; Actinopteri; Beloniformes; Adrianichthyidae. Gene Ontology annotation, cellular component: nuclear pore. Gene Ontology annotation, molecular function: structural constituent of nuclear pore. Gene Ontology annotation, biological process: mRNA export from nucleus; protein import into nucleus. Bases 119 to 7504 code for a protein of 2461 amino acids.
UCUACGAUAGCUUUACGUGUUGCUCUCGUUCAUUGAGUUUGCGGGUGAAACACAGUUUAGUAUUCGUGUAAAAGUUGUACCUUUUUUCAUUUUUCAUUGUUAGCUGAGAUAUGUAGAUAUGGCGGUGGUUUUGCUGCAGGUCCUCGAACGGACGGAGGUGAACAAGCUUCCGAAAGGCGUUCAAAACAAGCUCGAGAAGUUUGUGACGGAGCUGCAGAAUGCUAACGAAGUGCUCAAGACACAGCAUGAGCGCCUCAAAGCAGACAGCGAGCAACAAUACUUUGACAUUGAGAAGAGGCUGGCGGAGGGUCAGGAACAGAUGCUUUCUGCCACCAGAGAACUACAGACCUUAAAGGAAGAAAAUAAGAAGCUAAAUGAGGAACUGUGUGCUCUGAAGGGAAUAGAGGGGGACUCCAAUGAGAGUAAACCAACUCAACAGCAAACAAAAACUAAGUAUGAAAUUGAAGCAGAGAAACGAGAGUUGGCUCGAGUUCUGGAGAAGAAAACGCAGGAAGUGGAGAAUCUGACAGAGGAUAUGAAGCGUCUCAAUGAGAGGCUGACGGAAACCAGCAAAGUGAAGAUGGAGCUGCAGUUGAAACUGGAUGAAAUACAGUCGUCUGCAGCCUCUGUGCAGCAUCGAGAGAAACGGAUGGAGCAGGAGAGGGAACUUCUGGAGAAGAAGAUUGAGUGGCUGACAGCAGAGUUGAAGACAAAAACGGAAGAACUACUGAACACAGAGAAAGACAAAGGCAGCAAGAUUCUGGAGCUGCAGGCCAACCUCAAGAGCAAAACCGAACAGGUGCUCACAUUGGAAAGUCAGCUGACUUCUCUGAAAGAAACCCGUGAAAGUCAAAGUCAAAGAGCGGAAGACCUCAACAGCAAACUGAAGCAGCUGAAAGAUGAGCAGAAUGCCAUGGAGGAGAAAUACCGCAAUGAGCUCAAUGCCCACGUCAAGCUGUCCUCACUUUACAAGGGGGCAGCAACUGACAUGGAGGUCAAGAACCAAGAACUAAACAGAGCGGUGGAGGAGCUGAGCAGGCUGGUUAAAGACACAGGAGAAGCCAACAAGGCUCUUGAGAAGAAGGUCUCAGAGAGUGAGGAGCAAAAGAUGCGGCUUGAGGCAGAACUUAAAGAGAAGAUUAAGAAGAUGGAGAAAGAGCUGGAGAAUGCUACAGUGAAGGCAGCAGCCAAGCAAUGCUGUGUGCCUUCUCUGACGGAGGAGCAGCUGAACUCGAUGUGUCCAUCAGCAGCUGCCAUCGCAGCCAUUGUCAAACCUGGCAUGAAAUUCUUUGACCUGUACAAUGCGUAUGCUGAGUGCCAAACACAGCUGCAGCUGGAGAAGCAGGAGACAAAGAGGGUGAGCAAAGUUCUGGACGAGAUUGUCCAUGAAGUGGAGUCCAAGGCGCCGGUCCUCAAGCGGCAGAGAGAGGAGUACGAAGGCAUGCAGAGGUCCAUGGCCUCUCUGUGCAACAAACUGGAACAAGCUCGUGCUGAGAUCUACAGCCUGCAGAAGGAGAAGGAGGAGGCCAAGCAGCGCUGUGAUGAGCUGGAGAGAGACAAACUGAAGACUGAAGGACAGCUGGGGGAUACAUCUUCACAGUUGUGUGCUUUGCUGGUGGAGCUGGAAGAAGCCAGAGGAAACCAGGUGACCAAAAGCGACGGCUGCUCGGCUGACAUAUCGAGCACCUCCGAGGAUGUUGGCUCUGGCCCGUUGACCUUCCGCAGUGUGGUGGAGCUCCAGCGGCAGAACCAAAGCCUGCUGGGAAGGCUGCGGGAGCUGGAGGAGGAGAAAGACAAACAACAGGCUAGCUUCACAACAGCACGAAUAACAGAGUUGGAGUUAAGUGUGGACAAGCUUCAGAAGGAGGUGGAGCAGCUAAGGGAGCAGAGGAACCAGCAGAAACAGCUGGCCGACUCCAGCGCCAGGCAGAGAGACAUGUUCAAGGCGCUGCUGACUCAGAGCACGGGCUUCAGCCUUCCAACUCAAGGUCAUGACCCCUCCCCGCAGCCCGAUCGUCCCUCGGCUCCAGCCACUCGCUCCACCCCACAGAGAGCUGCAGCUGCAGAGGCUGCGCAGACGGCUCAGACCAAAGCCGCUUUAAAGCAGCUCAACGACGCCUUCACUCUGUACAAGAAGGAGAAGGCAGAGAAUGACCGGAUGCUGAACGAAACAAACGAUCGGCUGCAGAAACAGCUGACAGAGCUGCGCUCCAGUCACGCCAAACUCACGUCGCAGCUGGAGUUCAGCAACAAGAGGUAUGAAAUGCUCCAAGAGACGGUAGCGGCGUACCGCAGAGAGAUCGCUGCCCUGCAGGAGAGGAACCACAAAAUGAUCGCGACAACCCAACAGCAGGAGCAGGUCAUUCACACAAUGAGUCACGACCUGAGGCAGGCUACUGAGAAACUGGCACUGGAAGAGGUUCGUGUGGAGAACAUUACCAAGGAGAGGGACAUGUUAAGACAGGCGGAGACUCGACUCUGUCGAGAGAAAGAAGCCAUCCUGGCUGAACAAUGCAACCAGAAUCUGCUGCUCACCAACCUCAAGUCCAUUCAGCUGAGUAUGGAGCGUACAGAGACAGAGACUCGCCAGCGGCUCAACAAUAGAAUAGAGCACCUGGAGAAAGAGCUGGCUUCAAUGAAGGCCAGGGUGGAACAGGAAGUUGCACAAAGACACGCUCUGGGCCGCACCAUGGAUGCUCAACUGUUGGAAGCAAAGAAGCAGCUGGAGACCCAGAACACACUUCAGCAGAAGACCAGGGAGCUGCUGCGCAGCUCUGAACAGCAGGUGGCUGCACUGAAGUCCCAGCUGGCGUCUGCAUCUUCUUCUGAGGCGACUGCGACCUCCAGCAGCACGUCUGCCCCGGUGACCAGAGCUGCAGGCCUCCGAGUGCCACUGAGAGUUCGUUCUCCAGUUCCUGCAGCGUCUCAGCAGCCCAGCCAAUCAGAGCAGGAGCUGUCAGAGCUAAAAGGUCUCCUCCGCAGCGCUGAAGAGCAAAGCACUGAACUAGCAGAGCAGCUGAAGACGGCAAACUCCACAGUGGAACAGUACCGAUCGGUGGUGCUCACUCUGGAGGACAGUCUGAAAAAAGAGAAAGAGUUACGUUCCCCUCUGGAGACCCAACUCAAGGAGACAGAAGAGCUGCAGAAGCAGCUGGAGAUGAGGAUUUUAGAGUUGGAAAAGAUGAAGGAACAAGAGCAGGAAGAGAAAAGGAAGGCUGUUGAAGCCGUGGAGAAACAAGUGUAUGAGCUGCAGCGCAGUCUGAAGGCAAGCCAGACGGAACAGCAGGAGGCGCUAGAGAGGGCGGCUGCUGCUGUCACACAGGAGCAGAAGGCCACACAGGACAGCCUCCUGCAGACCAAACUUGCUGCAGAGGCGCAGGGCAAGUAUGAGCGGGAGCUGAUGCUUCAUGCUGCUGAUGUUGAGGCUCUGCAGCAGCUGAAGAAGACAUCCCAACAAGAAGCAGCACGGAUUAGACGGCUAGAAGAAGAUCUGAAGAAGACUGCUGCUCUCCUUCAGGAGAAAACCUCUGCAUUAAACACAGUGGAGAAACAGCUGAAGGAGAACCUGGCCAAUCAGAUCCGUCGCUGCGAUGAGCUGGGAAAACAGAAUGCUCUUCUUCACCAGCAGAUGGAUGAAAUGGCUGCAAAGAGCCGCCUGCAGCAACAGCAGCAGCAGCUGGACCUGUCCUUCAGUGAGGAGGGGAAGACCACAGAACAGAUACUGGAGAUUCUCAGGUUUGUGAGGCGGGAGAAGGAAAUCGCCUUGGCUCAAUGUGAGGCAUACGAAGGCGAAGCUCUGCGCCACAAACAGCGAGUCGAACAUCAAGACAGAGAGCUGAAGGAGCUGCAGGAAGCUCUAAACUCAGAAAGGGAGAAAAUGCAGUUGACAACCAAGACCAUAGCCCAGCAGCAAGAACAACUGAAGAGGAUGGAGAGCAUCAACACUCUCCAAGAAACCAUCAAGGUGCUAAAAAUGGACAGAAGUAAACUGGAGCAGGAGCUGCAGCAGGCCCAAGCUAAAGUGACAAAGCUGCAGUCAGACAUCAGCCCUCUGCACAACUCUCUGUCUCAACUGUCAGAGAAGAACAGCUCCAUGCAGGCAGACAAGAGGCUGCUGGAGGAAGAUCUCAAACGAUGCAAGAACAGGAUACAGCAACUGAUUAGUCAGCAAAAAACCGGUGACUCUGAGGAGAGACAAAAACUGACAUCAGAGAGGGAGGCUCAACAGAAACGCAUCUCGCAGCUGGUUGAGGAGACGGCCAAGCUGAAGACUGAGCUGGCCAGAUCCACCGCUAGCAGUAACUCCGCUCACUCUCAAAUACAAGGCUUCAAGGACUCUAUAGUCCACCUGAUGUCAGAGAGAGACUCUCUCAAGAAAGACCUCGAAGCAAAAAACAACGACAUUCUAGAGAAGAACAAGACCAUCACCCAGGUGAAGAAGAUCGGGCGGCGCUACAAGACCCAGUACGAGGAGCUGAAAGCCCAGCAUGACAAGCUGGUCAGUGAAUCCGCUACCAAAGGAGGAGCUGAGCUGGCUCCAAGCCAGGAGGCGCAGCAGGAGCUGGCCAAAACUCAGGAGGAGCUCAAGAAGACCCAAGAGGAGUUGAACUCACUGAAAGAGGAGGUGCAGAAAAAGCUGGAGGAGGCCCAGAAAUCCCAACAGGAGUUGGAGGAAUCCCAGAAGGACAACCAGCAGACAAAGAAGAAGCUUCAGGAAAUCCAGAACCAGCUGACACAGCUUCAGUCCCAGUUAUCUCAGACUCAGAACCAGCUGCAGCAGAGUCAGAACCAGCUGACCCAAAGUCAGAAAGAGCUUCAACAAGCCAAGAGCCAGACCCAGCAGGUACAGAACCAGUUCAAGUCCGCGCAGGCUCAAGCUCUGACUCGUCAGACCAUGAUUCAGCAGAUCCAGAGGGAGCUCCAGCAGAUGAAAGACCAAAACGUCACAAAAAACAAAGAGCUUCAGCAGGCCACCCAGGAAGUCAACAACCUCAAAUCUGCUCUGACUCAAACGGAGACAAAGGUGACCGAGCUUCAGGGGCAGCUGGACAGUGUUCAGAAGACUGUUGCUGAGCGUGAACAAGAUGUAAAACGCUUGCAAGAUCAGCUGAAUGAAGCAAAGCAGAAUAAUGAAGCUGGAUCAGCCGUUCAGAUGAACCAGAACCAAAGUGAUCCUGCUGCUGGGGAUUCUAAUGAUGAGAUGGAGAAGCUUAAGCAGGAGCUGGCUGAGAGCAAAAACAGAGAAGAACAGCUUAAACAGCAGAUGGCUGAAAAAGAGGAGAAGACCAAAAAGGCCAUAGUUGGAGCCAAAGUUAAAAUCGGACAAGUAAACAGUGCUAAAGAGAAGCUCAGUCAGGAGGUUGAAGAACUGAAGCAAACUAAGGAGGAGCUGGAGGUGAGGAUGAAUGCACUGAAGUCUCAAUAUGAAGGACGAAUUCUUCGACUGGAAAGAGAGCUGAGAGAGUCUCAAGCGCACUCGGAGUCCAGAGAGGAACCACAGGACCAGAGCGGAACCAAGGCGAGUGAUCACAGCCGGACGUCAGAACAGCGACAGAUUUCAUUGAAGAGUCCUGCUCAAGACAGAGGAAGUUCCAGCCUCGCUGAACCUCCCACUGCCAACAUCCGUCCCACUCCAAGUACUCCGUCUCCUAGCAACAAGCCAAGCACCUCUACUGGCAGCAAGGCAACACCCCGUGCCAGCAUCCGACCCAUGGUAACCCCAGCAACGGUCCCAACGCCAACACCUACAGCCACCGUCAUGCCGACAACUCAAGCUGAAAGUCAAGAGUCUCUGAUGAGUGCAGGAGCUUCGGUUCACUCCACCAGCUCCUCUCUGAUGAACACUCAAACCUCCAUGACUCAACCAACCAGCACUCAGGCCACCGCUUUCGUUCAGCCCACCCAACAGCAGGCGGCCAGUCAGGAUGCAGGCUCCAGCACGGAGGCGGAGCGACCAUCCACAUCCUCAUCCCUGACAGGAACAGUUACAUCCAAGAGAACUCGAGAGGAGGAAGAGGAGGAGGAGCAAAGCCGGCCGGAGAGUUCCCAUGUAGCCCCAACAAAAAAACUACGACUCAAACAAACUAUUGCUCUGCAGAUUAAAAGUGAUGAAGAAGAAGAGCUAAGGAAUGAAGAAGGAGAGCGGGAUUCACCAGAUGACACUCGGGAUCUCCCAGAUGAGGAUUAUCCAGUUUUAGCUGCUGAGAUCGAGGAGGAGAACGUCUCCCAGUCUGUCCCCUUCGAUCAGAGCUCCCAAGGCUCCGCUGUAAUCCGGGAUGUGAUCGUGAUCGACACGGACAGCGAGAGUCGGGAGAGCAAGGAGGGCGAGCAAAAGCAGGAAGCAGACGGUGAAGAGGAAGAGGCAGAGGAAGAAGAGGAGCAGGAAGAAGAGUUUGAUGUUGCCGCUGACAGCAGAAUGACGGGAGAAGAUGAGGGGAACGAGGAGAGCAGAGAAGCAGAGACGGAGGAGGAGGAAGCAUCGUCAGGAGGUGUCCACUCUGAGGAGAGCGCCUGUGGAGUGUCCUCAGGCUCUCAAAUCACCUCAGAGCAGAUUCAGAGCGGGGAGGGUACCAGUGGUGGCUCGACAGAAGCUGAAGCCCCCAGAGAGCCCAUACACCUCCCCUCUGGCUGCUCCUCAUCGCACCUCACGCCCUCGCCCCCCGUCACAUCCCGUCUCCUCCACAUACGAAGGCCCAGAGACACUCUACUGCCUCAGCUCAACAUCCAACCUCCUGCCCCUGAACUGGGACCCCCCCACUCACAGAGACAGUACUCUCAGUCACGCAGAACAUCGGCGGGUCGUGGGCCUCAGCUAACUCCUGGAAUAGGCACAAUGCCUUUCUUUGAUGAAGAUGACAGAAUGGUUCCCAGCACCCCCACCCUGGUUGUUCCACAUCGCACUGAUGGCUUUGCUGAAGCAAUACACUCUCCUCAGGUGUCGCAUUUGCCCAUCAGCUUCAGAUUUGGGGCUCCGGAGGACUUGCUGCCACAAACAUCAGCUUCACAUUCAGAUUUGGGUCAGCUGGCCUCUCAUGGAGGUCUGGGAAUGUAUGAAUCUCCUCUUUUCCUGGCUGCUCAUGAUGAAGACGGAGGAGGAAGGAGUGUCCCCACCACUCCUUUGCAGGUGGCUGCACCAAUGACUGUAUUCACAGAGACGCUUCCUUCAGACACGGUGGACAACAUGGCCUCUCAGUCAGUUCCCAUGGUAACUGCUUCCACCGAGAUGGUUCCUGCUGCAGAUGAUGGAGAUGAAGUCUUUAUGGAGCAAGAAGGAGAUGGUGCGAGCAUCGAGUCUUCUCUAGAGAGCAUGGAGUCGACAAGACAACCGGCCGAGGAGUCUUCACUGCCAUCAACCAGCCAAGACCCAGACACGAGCAGCGCUGCUCAGCGGCGUGCAGUGACGAGUCAGCCUUUGAUAAGCCGCCUCACCAGCUCAGGCAGGAAGAUGUUUCUGAGCCGUCCAGGAGGAAGAGGAGGAGCCUCAGGCAGAGGAGGCGUGUCCUAAUGAAGAUCCCACCAGUUUCAUCCACAAGGACACAAAGAAAACCACACUCUACGUUUUUCAGUUCAAUUAUAUAAAUCAAUACGAGAAAUCUGUGACAAUUUUUUUAAAUCUUCUUAGUUUCUGCUCUAAAUGUUAUAUUUGACAAAGUCUUUUUUUUGUUCUGUUCAAGCAGUUUACUCUGGUGUUUUAAUAAUAAAGUAACCGGAAUUAGCAACA